CCGCGAAAAGGGUUUUCCUCCUCGUGUUGCUUCUCCAUCCUUUCUCUCUGCAGAGAAGACAGAUAUAUAAAGGUGGAGAGAGAGAAAACAGAAGAACAAGAGAGAGAUCUCUGACAUCUCUCCUCUCUCUCUCUCUCUCUCUCUCCAUAGGCCAAUCCAAUCUCCACCAUCCCUUUCCUGCCCUAAACUCUCUCUGCAAUUUUCUUUCACCGGACGGCGCAGAUUCUCUCCGUGUAGUCAGUCGAGUUAUGCAGGCAGAUCAGGCGGUGAUAAGCUUGAGACCAGGUGGCGGCGGCGGCGGCGGCGGCGGCGGGCGAGGCAGCAGAUUCUUUGCCAAUCGCGUCGAUUCUUCAUCCUCAUCUUCGUCAUCGUUACAGUCUGAUGCUUUCCCUCUGCGGUCUUAUGGUGGGGUUUCUCUGUCAUCGUCCUUCAAGACAGGGGACUUACGAUUUGAAGGUCAUGAGCGUGUUCAGUACACCAGAGACCAGCUCUUGCAUCUCAGAGAGGUUGUUGAUAUCCCCGAGGACAUUUUGAAGAUCAAACAAGAAAUUGAGGCUGAUUGUGUGGGUGAAGAUCAAAACUGGGGUCAUGGAGAUAUCAAUCUGCAACCUCAAUCCCAAGGUCGUUAUUCUGAGCCAGACAACCGUGAUUGGCGUGGCCGCUCAUCUCAGUUGCCUCCCUCAGGAGAUGAGAGAUCCUGGGAAGCAAUUCGAAGCAAUAAGGAGUUUUCUAGUCAAUAUGAUUCAAGACUGUAUGAGUCAAAUAACCGCCAGGACCAACUAAACAACCAGUUUGCAAGGGCUCAAAUCUCAACCAACCAAGGGGUAGGACCUGCUCCUGUUCUCAUCAAGGCUGAAGUCCCAUGGUCAGCUCGGCGAGGAAAUCUAUCAGACAAAGAGCGUGUCUUGAAGACAGUGAAAGGUAUACUGAACAAAUUGACCCCGGAGAAAUUCGAUCUUCUCAAGGGACAACUAAUUGACUCUGGAAUUACAACCCCUGAUAUUUUGAAGGGUGUUAUCUCACUCAUAUUUGAUAAGGCUGUGCUGGAGCCCACUUUUUGUCCCAUGUAUGCCCUUUUAUGCUCUGACCUCAGCGAGAAGCUUCCUCCAUUUCCUUCUGAUGAGCCUGGUGGGAAAGAUCUAACGUUCAAGAGAAUCCUCUUGAACAAUUGUCAGGAGGCAUUUGAAGGUGCUGAUAACCUUAGGGCAGAGAUUAGACAGAUGACUGCUCCUGAGCAAGAAAUUGAACGCAUUGAUAAGGAAAGAAUGGUCAAAUUGCGAACUCUUGGAAACAUUCGUCUUAUUGGGGAACUUUUAAAGCAGAAAAUGGUGCCUGAAAAAAUUGUCCACCACAUUGUUCAGCAACUGCUGGGGCAUGAUGGUAAAACUUGCCCAGAUGAGGAAAAUGUUGAGGCAAUAUGUCAAUUUUUUAAUACCAUUGGUAAGCAGCUGGAUGAGAGUGCAAAAUCUAGGCGAGUCAAUGAUAUGUACUUCGGCAGACUGAAGGAGUUGACGACAAAUCCUCAACUUUUGCCACGGUUGAGGUUCAUGGUCCGUAAUGUUCUUGAUCUGCGGGCCAACAACUGGGUCCCUAGGCGUGAAGAGAUUAAAGCCAAGACCAUAACUGAAAUCCAUUCAGAGGCAGAGAAGAAUCUAGGGUUGCGUCCAGGUGCAACUGCAAAUAUGAGAAAUGGUCGUAACGUAAGUGCACUGGGCUCUGGAGGUUUUCCCAUUACCAGACCUGGCUCUGGUGGUAUGAUGCCUGGAAUGCCUGGGACCAGGAAGAUGCCUGGAAUGCCUGGGUUUGACACUGACAACUGGGAGGUUCCUCGAACCCGGUCAAUGCCAAGGGGUGACAAUUCAGGUCCUAUUCUGUCUGGACGGGUCCAGGCCCCUUUGAUGAGCAAGCCAGCAUCUCUCAAUUCAAAACUGUUACCUCAGGGUAGUGGUGGUUUUUUAACUGGGAAGACAAGUGCUUUGCUGCAGGGGAGUGGUGCCCCUCCCGUCCGACCAGCUGGUUCUGUGGCAGGUGUUGAACCUGCUGCUGAAAGCACUAAGCCUGUUGCUCCAGUGGCAUCACUCAUGUCUUCUCAGGAAAGGCCACAAGCUUCUGCCACAAGAUUAAACCCUGCUGAACUUCGGAGGAAAACAGUUUCUUUGCUGGAGGAGUUUUUUGGUGUUCGAAUUCUUGAUGAAGCAUUACAGUGUGUGCAGGAGCUGAAUGCCCCAGCUUAUCACUGUGAAGUUGUGAAAGAAGCAAUUGUCCUUGCACUGGAAAAGGUCCCACCAUGUGUAGAGCCACUCACAAAGCUUCUAGAGUUUUUACUCAAUAAGAAUGUUUUGACAACUAGAGAUAUGGGUACAGGGUGCCUUCUCUAUAGUUCAAUUUUGGAUGACAUUGGUAUUGAUUUACCAAAAGCACCAAAUAACUUUGGGGAGAUUAUUGGGAAACUGGUUUUGGCUGGAGGUUUGGACUUUAAGGUGGUGAAUGAAGUUUUAAAGAAGGUGGAAGAUGACAGGUUCCGGGCUGCGACAUUUGGUGCUGUCAUGAGGAGUGUUAAUUCUAGUCCUUUGGGGCAAGGAUUAUUGGCAAAGCAGGGAGCUGAGAUUAAAGCUUGUCAAAGUCUCUGCCCUUGACUCAAACCAGUGUUUCCUAGUCACCAUGGGUUGCUGUUCUUCCGCUUUGUUGCCAGAGAGACCUUAUGAUUGCCUUAUUUAGUCCCCAAAAUGUCACAAAUUUUCCCUUUCACAGUUUAUCAUCUCAUGGAUCGGGGAAGAAUGGAUAAUUUUAUCGAGUUGUAUAUUUUCGAGGUUUUUUUUUUUUUCAUUAAAUGUGCCUCUGCCCCCCUCUUUUUUUUUUUUUUUUAUAUCAAAUGAGGAUAAACAUAGGCCUUGAUUUUCUCUUUGAAUGUUUGGCCAAUUCUUCCCCCCAGGAUUCUAGAGAUGCGCCUAUUUGAUCCAGUUGUGAUAUUAAAUUUUGAAUUGAUAUCUACCAAUUAAUUUGAUUUUUGGUAUAUGGCCCUUAUGCCACAAUUUUCUCUGCA
Molecule: messenger RNA, 3043 nt
Organism: Malania oleifera
Lineage: Eukaryota; Viridiplantae; Streptophyta; Magnoliopsida; Santalales; Ximeniaceae
Product: eukaryotic translation initiation factor-like
Exons: 9
Coding region: 249-2636 (795 amino acids)
Cellular component (GO): eukaryotic translation initiation factor 4F complex
Molecular function (GO): protein binding; translation initiation factor activity; mRNA binding
Source: RefSeq, a predicted model, not a curated record